AUGGUGGAAAACUCUUGCUUUCCCCACUUCAACGCUGGGGAAGAUGGGUUUGAAAGGUAUUCCGCAAUGCCCAACCCCGUUCACCUCGUGACAUGGCGGCCAUCCAACCGCACCUUUUACUCGGUGGCACGCGGCACCAUGAACAAAAAGAACAAAGGAAAGGAUUCACCACACCCUCAUGAUAAAGGCAAAAUAUACCAUGAUGGUGUUAAGGCGUUCCGCUACUGCCAUGUGUGGUGUGAAAAGGAAAUCCAUGGGAAAUGCAGAAAAGGAAAAUGGUGUACAAUAAGAACAUUUCCCCCAUAA
Messenger RNA from Trypanosoma theileri, 306 nucleotides. RefSeq lists its product as uncharacterized. The record is from RefSeq and is a predicted model, not a curated record. The coding region runs from base 1 to 306 and encodes 101 amino acids. Lineage: Eukaryota; Euglenozoa; Kinetoplastea; Trypanosomatida; Trypanosomatidae. The transcript has a single exon.